Bacidia gigantensis is the source of this 1956-nucleotide messenger RNA. RefSeq lists its product as uncharacterized. The transcript has 2 exons. Bases 1 to 1956 code for a protein of 651 amino acids. NCBI's taxonomy places the organism in Eukaryota, Fungi, Ascomycota, Lecanoromycetes, Lecanorales, Ramalinaceae. The record is from RefSeq and is a predicted model, not a curated record.
AUGCAUAAGGAGCUAUUGCAAGGCUCUGAUGGCUUGCCGCUGGGCCUUUUGAGCCUAAAACAACGAUUCUCCCAAGUACAAUAUCUCGCCUCUCCAGACUUCCGGUUUGGGCUCGCUGGUCUUUCUCCGUGGUGGAAAGUUGUGGCAUAUGGCCUCUUAAUUGUCUUGUCAACGUUGAUAUCCCUUCUUGCAGGUCCUGCAACGGCCUUGUUACUGAUUCCAGAUGUUCACAGCAAUUGGCCUGCAGGCGGGGCUUCUAUAUGGCUUGGAGGAAGUGAUGAUGCUUUAUGGCCUUCCGUGCUAUCAGGCAAUGCAACGGGUGGGACUCACUGCACUUCUCCAACACCGCAGAUGAUAACAUCAGGGGCUCUUGUGAACAACGAUUGCCUUUGGGCGGGGAGCAUACCAAUUGGUGACAAGUUCAAGGAAGCUCAAUUUGCUAGUAUGACUGAUUUGCCAAUCAACGACAACCUUCUGCGUCGAAGUUUUGGCGAGGGAUUCAGAGGCUUCGGCAAUGUUUCUGCAACAGGAGGUCCUGAAACAUGGGUCAGUGGAACGCAUAUCGCACUAGGGGUCAUGAUGAAGAACGCUGGCCAGGUAUGGUUUCAGGCGUUGCUCAGCGUGACUUCGUCUAGUAAAUAUCAUGCGUUACGGUGGAGAAGUCAGGGCGGGACUGCUGGAUAUGGUGGAGGUAAGGCACCAGUAUACCCUUAUCUACCGGAAUAUGAUGUCAGCCUGAACCUCAAACUUCUUGUCCAAGCGCAGGCACCAGAUAUAUCUCGAUUGAAUACUUAUUGGGUGCCAGCUCCUCCAUCCGCUCGCCUCACCGAUAACACAACAACGACAGACAUACCCAGUGCUUUGCUGAACGUUUUCAUUCCUCCAAAGGGCACAAACUCCAGUUCAACGCUCUUUGUCUGCUCUAUUGAUUCAAGAUGGGCCAAUGCUGGCUAUAGCGGCAAGCCAAUUGAUUCGUUCGACGGACACUACAUCCAAUCAGUCACGGGAAUCCAUACUCGGAAUUACCCAUCUUCAUAUCCCGGCUUCGAAUACAGCCACUUGCCAGUCAAUGAUGGAUCUUGGCGUAAAGUCAGACUCGAGAGGGACUGGCUCGAAGCUUUGAUGCCUUCAGUUGACAAUAGUAGCUCUGGAUCUACCACACUUGCAUCUCUUCUUAGCGAUAUUGACAUCGGUAACCAAUCAAACACAAUUGCGAUUCCUACUCUGGAGGCUAUAAUUGCAACUUUAGUGACCGACGGCAUGUCACGAACAGGUUUCCGCACUAUCUUGGGCGCACCUGAAAGCCUGCAAGAUCCACUGACAUUACUCCCUGAUGAAUCAGCGUCGAAGUGGUCCAAUUUCAUGGAUGGCUCCUACUCCUUUCCACGGCCUGCAGGCCCAGCAACAGAGGUGAAGUGGUCAGUCACGGUUGAGGGUUACGCGUAUCAUGCCACCAGUAAAGCCUUUCGACUUUCAUUAGCAGUGCUCCUCCUUCACGCAACACUGGCCAUUGGGCAUAUUAUAUACGUAUUCUGUCCUCGCAUUUAUCGCAAGCCCUUUUUCCGAAAUCCGAUUUCCUGCGACACUUGGGAUACGAUGAUAAGCUACAUUGUGCUAGCUGCCGCGUCUGAUACCGCACCUAGCUGCACAGAUAACGAGAAUUCGAACACCGGCUCCUAUGCGACUGGUGCGUCAGGUACAAAGCCUCCUUCAAUAUUCGAGAACGCUUCUUCAGGUAUAUCGCGCUACAGGACAUUGAAGACCCAAGUCAGGAUCCGGGCGAAAGCAAGUACUUUGCAUGGUAUUAAUGGUCACAGUGUUGACGUAGCCGGUCCUGGAAUGCCAGUCCAAGCCAAGAUGUUCGCGAAAGCUAAAAUGCUCUUUGGACUUGAGAAGGAAGAGAUAUCCCGAGCAGGAGGUCUUGAAAGAAUAGCAGUCGACGAAGUCUACUCCUGA